Anopheles coustani is the source of this 2037-nucleotide messenger RNA. RefSeq names its product chondroitin sulfate N-acetylgalactosaminyltransferase 1 (gene Csgalnact). Bases 1 to 2037 code for a protein of 678 amino acids. The transcript is spliced from 3 exons. The record is from RefSeq and is a predicted model, not a curated record. Gene Ontology annotation, molecular function: glucuronosyl-N-acetylgalactosaminyl-proteoglycan 4-beta-N-acetylgalactosaminyltransferase activity. Lineage: Eukaryota; Metazoa; Arthropoda; Insecta; Diptera; Culicidae. Gene Ontology annotation, cellular component: Golgi cisterna membrane.
AUGGCGCGCAUGGUAGGCUCCAAGUUGCUGGCCAGGCUGCUUCUGCUGAUAUCAUCGGUCACGCUCAUAUCACUGCUAGCGUUGACGCGGUGCGGUCUGGGAGGUAUAGUGGUGAAGGAAAAUGCCGGUUCUAGUCAAACCGCACUGGCCAGCGGAGGCGGACAAGGGGGCGAAAGUGAGUACCAGAGUGGAGACAGCCGCCAUGAGGCUCGUCAACCGGAUGCGAUCGAUCCGUUGCCAAAACAAGAGCGCUUCCAGUCGGACACAGAGCAGCAGCAGAGCGGGUAUCUGCAAAUGCUGCAACAACGGGAGGAGGAAAACCUUCGCGAGGUGGCAAAGUUGACGGCCGAAAUCAAGGCGCUAAAACUGCAAAUCUUGCAGCUCAAAAGUAGCCUAACGGCGGCCGAAGCGAUGCCAGCAGCAGCCGCUUUUCCAGCGAACAGCAACGGCUCGCUUCUGCUCCAGGCGCCCCAAGCAACUAUGUACGACUGUUCGGCCUUCAUCCGGAGACAAGUCGGUUCGGCUGAGAUCCUGCACGGCUUACCGCUGAACAACGAGUACGAGCUGAUUCCGUUCAACCACUUCACCUUCAGCAGGGUUUAUCCCAUCGAGCUGGGGCUCGGGAAGCGUGUGGUCGAAAAGCCGAUCGGUUACAAACGGAAGGAUCUCUUGGGUGCCCUGAACAAAGCGCUCGAAACGCUCAACCGCAAUAUUACGUCCGCUGCGCAACGCUACACCCUGGACGACUUCACCGAGGGUAUCUAUAGGAACGAGCCGACGACGGGAACGCAGUACGAACUAUAUUUCCGAACGAAGGAACUACCAACCCGCCCUCAGCAACAACAGCAGCCGCAGCAGCAGCAAUCGCAGCAGGCCGCAGCGCAACACCAUGAUGCACAUUUCCACGGUACCACCAAACUGAUCGUCAUGCGUCCUUUUGCACCCCUGCAGACCGUCCAGCUGGAGGCGUACGCGAAGCAGCAGGAGAAAGAACUGAUCUACAUCAUCCUGCCGCUGUCCGGGCGCACCGGUACAUUCCAGAGCUUCAUGGACAAGUACGUGAAGAUUGCGCUGAAGCACGAUCGACGUGUCCAUCUGACGGUGGUGUACUUUGGCGAAGAUGGCCUAUCAGAAGCGCGCUCUGUUAUGAGCCGUGUCAUUGGGAUGAAGAACAGUGGAGGAACCAGUUCGAACUUGAAGUUACUAGCGCUCAAUGAAACGUUCUCCAGAGCCAAAGCAUUGCGUGUAGGAGCGGAAAACGUUUGGAGUUCCCAGCCGGAUAAGAACAACGACAUUCUGCUGUUCAUGUGCGAUGUGGACAUAGUGUUUAGCGCCAAAUUUCUCGACAGGUGUCGAUGGAAUACUAAACCGAACAGGAAGGUCUACUAUCCGGUGGUGUUCAGCUUAUACAACCCGCACGUUGUGUACACGCUGCAGGGCAAGGAGGUACCUCCGGAGACGGAUCAGUUGGUCAUUUCGAAGGAUUCCGGUUUUUGGCGAGACUUUGGCUACGGUAUGACGUGCCAGUAUCGGUCGGAUUUUUUGCGUGUCCGUGGCUUCGACGAGGAGAUCAUCGGCUGGGGCGGUGAGGACGUCAUGCUCUACCGGAAGUAUGUCCGCUCACACAUCAAGGUAAUACGGGCCACCGAUCCCGGUGUGUUUCAUAUCUGGCAUCCGAAGGUUUGCUCCGAUCCAGUCAUGUCUACGCCCAACGGGGGUCAACGGCUCACCCUCGACCAGUACCGGGCCUGUAUUCGUUCACGGGCCCUCAACGAAGCGUCCCAUGCGCAGCUCGGGUUUCUGGCCUUCCGUGACGAUAUUGUUGCCAACGAGCACUCGCUAGCUCGUUCGAACUCGCAACCGAAAGGACAAACGCUUGGAGGCACACAAAACAGCACGAAAGGCAGCUCGCUAACGAACGCCUCAUCCCUCAGAACCGAUUCGGAACGAUUCCGACAGCAAGCGGAUAGGAAAGUUCAGGGCAGUGGAAGCUCGAGCGGGAACGGCAAAUCGGUAGAUACCAAGAAAACCAUAUGA